GCUCCUCGUUGACAUUCUCGUCGCCGCGCCCCCUCUCUUUUGUUUUUGUUUCCUGCUGAGCAACGCAGAAUUCACCUUUGUGUCCAUCCGACUAUCUCAUCAUCAUGUCCAACGGGGCCGUCGCACCGCCACCGGACCCAGGAGCAAAGGAGCACCUCAACUUCGAGGGCCGCGUCCGUGCAGAGAAGCGCAAGGAUGUGCUAGUCGAUGCCUACAACAACUAUCUCGCUGCUCACCCCGAGAUCAAUCCUCUGCUGCACGAUAUUAUGCAGCACGUCUUGGUGCACAAGCCGGACCAUCCGCUGGAGGCGAUAAGGGACUACGUCAAGUCCCGGUCUCCCGAAACGCAAGUAGGUAAUGCGACGCAGGAGUGA
Molecule: messenger RNA, 374 nt
Organism: Leptomonas pyrrhocoris
Lineage: Eukaryota; Euglenozoa; Kinetoplastea; Trypanosomatida; Trypanosomatidae
Exons: 1
Coding region: 105-374 (89 amino acids)
Source: RefSeq, a predicted model, not a curated record